GGUCUUCCUCAACACCGUUCGACACAUCCUCAAGACAAGACCGUCCGACUGGCUCGACGAUGGGUGCCUACAAGUAUAUCGGCGAGCUCUACAAGAAGAAGCAGUCGGAUGUCCUCCGUUUCCUCCUCCGCGUUCGCUGCUGGGAGUACCGCCAGCUGAACGUCAUCCACCGUGCUUCGCGGCCCUCUCGUCCCGACAAGGCUCGCCGCUUGGGUUACAAGGCCAAGCAAGGCUAUGUUGUGUACCGUGUGCGCGUCAGGAGGGGUAACCGCAAGAAGCAUGUUCCCAAGGGUGCCACUUACGGCAAGCCCGUCCGGCAGGGUGUUAACCACCUCAAGCCCCAGCGUGGCCUGAGGAGCGUCGCAGAGGAGCGUGUCGGCAGACGGUGCGGAAACUUGCGGGUUCUCAACUCCUACUGGAUCAACCAGGAUGGUGUUUACAAGUACUACGAGGUCAUCCUUGUUGACCCCAACCACAAAGCCAUCCGCCGUGACCCCCGGAUCAACUGGAUCUGCAACCCUGUCCACAAGCGUCGCGAGGCUCGCGGUCUCACCGCCGUGGGCAAAAAGAACCGUGGUAUUGGCAAGGGCCACCGCUACAACCAUACCCCCAAGCUGGCCACUUGGAAGAGGCACAACACCCUCAGCCUGCGCCGCUACCGGUGAAAGCUGUACCAUCCCACUUCCCCUUGCUCUCGCUAUGUCUUUCCCUGCUUCGUCAUUACCUACACAUGUUCCAUGUCCCUCAUGGUUGUAUGCUCUUACGCUUGCGCCUAAAAUGCAUUUGGAGAUGACGCU
This is a messenger RNA of Gloeophyllum trabeum ATCC 11539, 797 nucleotides long. Its product is annotated as 60S ribosomal protein L15. The coding region runs from base 60 to 665 and encodes 201 amino acids. Gene Ontology annotation, molecular function: RNA binding; structural constituent of ribosome. The record is from RefSeq and is a predicted model, not a curated record. Gene Ontology annotation, cellular component: ribosome; cytosolic large ribosomal subunit. The transcript has 6 exons. Gene Ontology annotation, biological process: cytoplasmic translation. NCBI's taxonomy places the organism in Eukaryota, Fungi, Basidiomycota, Agaricomycetes, Gloeophyllales, Gloeophyllaceae.